AUGCGUUGCUAUUGAAUUUUUUUAGUGUUUUUGAAAAGUAAAAACAAAAGCAGAGCCAAGCCAGCAGCCGCGGACUGGUUCCCUGUCUGGAGUGGAUGAGCCUCUCCAUGAGAGAUCCGGUUAUCCCUGGGACAAGCAUGGCCUAUCAUCCGUUCCUACCUCACCGGGCGCCAGACUUCGCCAUGAGCGCGGUACUGGGCCACCAGCCGCCUUUCUUCCCCGCGCUAACGCUGCCUCCCAACGGCGCCGCGGCGCUCUCCCUGCCCGGAGCCCUGGCCAAGCCCAUUAUGGAUCAGUUGGUGGGGGCUGCUGAGACCGGCAUUCCUUUCUCAUCCUUGGGACCCCAGGCUCACCUGAGGCCUCUGAAGACCAUGGAACCCGAGGAGGACGUGGAAGACGACCCCAAGGUGCACCUGGAGGCCAAGGAACUUUGGGACCAGUUUCACAAGCGGGGUACAGAGAUGGUCAUUACGAAGUCGGGAAGGCGAAUGUUCCCUCCAUUUAAAGUGAGGUGCUCUGGGCUGGAUAAAAAGGCCAAGUAUAUUUUAUUGAUGGACAUUAUAGCUGCUGACGACUGUCGAUACAAAUUUCACAAUUCUCGGUGGAUGGUGGCCGGUAAGGCAGACCCUGAAAUGCCCAAGAGAAUGUACAUACACCCGGACAGCCCCGCUACGGGGGAGCAGUGGAUGUCCAAAGUCGUCACCUUCCACAAACUGAAACUCACCAACAACAUAUCGGAUAAACACGGAUUUACUUUGGCCUUCCCAAGCGAUCACGCAGCGUGGAAGGGGAAUUAUAGUUUUGGGACCCAGACCAUACUCAACUCUAUGCAUAAGUACCAGCCCCGGUUCCACAUCGUCAGAGCCAAUGAUAUCUUAAAACUGCCGUACAGUACAUUUCGCACAUACCUGUUCCCGGAAACGGAAUUCAUUGCCGUGACUGCCUACCAAAAUGACAAGAUAACUCAGUUAAAAAUAGACAACAACCCUUUUGCAAAAGGUUUUCGUGACACUGGGAACGGCAGGAGAGAAAAAAGAAAGCAGCUCACCCUGCAGUCUAUGAGGGUGUUCGAUGAGAGACACAAGAAGGAAACAGGGACUUCAGACGAGUCCUCCAGCGAGCAGGCAGCCUUCAACUGCUUCGCCCAGGCCUCCUCUCCGGCUGUGUCCACUGUGGGGACAUCCAACCUCAAAGAUCUGUGCCCCAGCGAAGCCGAAAGUGACGCCGAGGCCGAAAGCAAGGAGGAGCACGGCCCUGAGGCCUGUGAUGCCGCGAAGAUUUCCACCACCACCGCCGAGGAGCCAGGCCGAGACAAGGGCAGCCCGGCCACCAGGGCUCAGCUGUUCCCCGCGGAACCCGGCCGAGCCCGAGACACCGCGCGCCUGGACAAGGCAUCGCCGGAUUCGCGCCACAGCCCGGCCACCAUCUCAUCCAGCACGCGCGUCCCGGGAGCCGAGGAGCGCAGGAGCCCCGGACGCGAGGGUCCAGGUGCCACUAAAGUGGAUGAGGUUCGCUCGCUGCCCGCCAAGGACGCCUUCGCGCCACUGUCAGUGCAGACGGACGCGGCCGCGCACCUGGCUCAGGGGCCCCUUCCAGGCUUGGGCUUCGCCCCAGGCCUAGCCGGCCAGCAGUUCUUCAACGGGCACCCUCUCUUCUUGCACCCCGGCCAGUUCGCCAUGGGCAGCGCCUUCUCCAGUAUGGCUGCAGGCAUGGGGCCCCUGCUGGCCACAGUAUCCGGGGCAUCCACCGGCGUCUCAGGCCUGGAUUCCACAGCCAUGGCCUCGGCUGCCGCAGCGCAGGGACUGUCCGGGGCGUCGGCUGCCACCCUGCCCUUCCACCUUCAACAACACGUUCUGGCCUCCCAGGGCUUGGCUAUGUCGCCUUUUGGGAGCCUGUUCCCUUACCCCUACACAUACAUGGCUGCUGCAGCUGCGGCUUCCUCAGCAGCCGCCUCCAGCUCCGUGCACCGCCACCCGUUCCUCAACUUGAACAGCAUGCGCCCCAGGCUACGUUACAGCCCCUAUUCCAUCCCGGUUCCAGUGCCUGACAGCAGCAGCUUGCUGGCCACUGCGUUGCCAUCCAUGGCUUCGGCCGCGGGGCCCCUAGACGGCAAGGCAGCCGCCCUGGCGGCCAGCCCGGCCUCGAUGGCCGUGGAUUCGGGUUCGGAACUGAACAGCCGCUCGUCCACGCUGUCCUCCAGCUCAGUGUCCUUGUCACCCAAACUCUGCUCAGAGAAAGAGGCGGCUACCAGUGAACUGCAGAGCAUCCAGCGGCUGGUCAGCGGCUUGGAAGCCAAGCCGGACAGGUCCUGCAGUGGGUCCCCUUAAAAACAAAAACAAAAAACAAAACAAAACAAAAACCGCUCCCCCAAGGUCUCUCCAUUCCAGUUCGGUCAAAUCUGCCAGUGCACUUUGUUGGAUGUAAAAUAAACCACAGACCUUCCACUGGGGUGAUUCCCCAUCCUUCAGUUUUGUCUGGGAAGGAGCACCAGGCUCCCUCCAGAGAAUGCGCUAGAGACCACAGGCCUUGUCUUGCGCUGUGGAAGCAGGCUGCUGUUGCUUUGAGACGCGUUGGUGGGGUUGGGGGGAAACUGGCUUUUGUGUCUAGAGCGACUUCAGUGGAGGCUGGUGUGAAAGUUGGGGCUGAAGAACGAGGUAGCCACGGGCCGGCCUGCCCUGUUUGAGACACUACACCCAAAUCUCUUUCCCCUUCGUGUGUCAAGCGGAAACAAAAAUAAUUUUUUCCCUAAACAAACUAACAAACAAACCCAAACCGGGGACAGAUCAAGUCCCGUAGAACUGUCUAUGAAGACUUAAAUUGCUAAGUACCUUUACUGGGGAAGGGAGAAGCCCUUGCCUGGUCUAUGUUAAAGGAAUCCUGUGUCUUUUUAAUAUCCUGAGGUUUUAAAGGAGGGAUACCCGUCCUUUUUUGUUUGUUUGUUUGUUUUUGCAUGUUAGAGUUUUCUGGGUUUUAUUUGUUGAUGUUUUUUUGGCUUUUACAGAAAAACAACAAAACCCUGCCAUCCUCAACCCUGCUCAAACUGGCAGCCCCGAGGAAGUAGGGGUGGAGUGGGGUAAAGGGAAGCAAUGGGGUUGGAAUCCACUGAGUUUAUUUUAUCUGUUUUAUCUAAGCGCUGUAGAGGGCUUCGUGUGCCCAUCCGACCAUUAGUUUUCUCAACUGUAUAUGCAAUAACAAGGUUUUAAAAGAAAUAAUAAAGAGGAAACACGACUAUUGGACAAAGUAUUUAUGUAAUUAUUUGAUAUCUCUUGUAAAUAGGUGGAAUUAUGACCGCUCAGAAAGUUAAACUUUAAUUUAUUGACUUGUACAUAGCUGGAUGUAAAUAGAAGUGUGUCUGUCAGGUUUUAUUCUUGUUUUGCCUUUUGCUUUUUAUUUCCAGGUCAGGAGAUGGCUAAUUCACACUAACGAGCGUAGACUUCUGGACCUCCAUCUAAUGCUUUCAAAUAGAGCUGGCUGCAAUUUUAAUUGUU
Molecule: messenger RNA, 3488 nt
Organism: Microtus ochrogaster (prairie vole)
Lineage: Eukaryota; Metazoa; Chordata; Mammalia; Rodentia; Cricetidae
Gene: Tbx3
Product: T-box transcription factor 3
Biological process (GO): cell fate specification; positive regulation of DNA-templated transcription; regulation of transcription by RNA polymerase II
Cellular component (GO): nucleus; chromatin
Molecular function (GO): RNA polymerase II cis-regulatory region sequence-specific DNA binding; DNA-binding transcription factor activity, RNA polymerase II-specific
Source: RefSeq, a predicted model, not a curated record